UCUGACCAGAUCUCUUUCUUCCACGUAUAGAUUUUGCCAGAGUGUCCAGGUUUAUUUACGAUGCCCACUGCUGAGUUUCUUGCUGGCUGGCUUUCGGGGGCAGCAGGACUUGUUCUGGGACACCCCAUCGACACAGUCAAGGUACGGCUGCAGACGCAGGCAGGCUAUCGAAAUAUCCUGGACUGUGUCAUCACGACAUACCGAGACGAAACGGUCCGUGGCUUCUUCAAAGGCAUGAGUUUCCCGCUGCUCAGCGUGGCGGUGGUGAAUUCCGUCAUGUUUGGGACAUACAGCAAUGUUCUCCAGUACCUGUGCGACACCCACCACCGCGACCACAGCGUCAACCCUCCCAGAUACGCCCACAUCUUCACGGCGGGCUGCGUCUCAGGAAUGGUGCAAGCCAUGAUCCUGGCCCCGGUGGAUCUCAUCAAAGUCCGGCUGCAGAAUCAGACCCACCUCUACAGCCGCCGCAGGGCCCUGACCGGGGCGUGCCAGUCACGAUACAGGGGCCCCGUCCACUGUGCGGUCAGCAUCUUCCGGGAGGAAGGCGUGGCGGGCAUGUUCCGCGGUGGCCGGGCAUUGGCGUUCCGGGAUUCACCCACCGUGGCCGUCUACUUCCUGACGUACACGGGGCUCUGCAGGGGGAUGACGGAGGAAAGGCAGGAUCCAGGUCCAGUGACCAUUCUGGUGGCCGGUGGUUUUGCUGGGACGGUGUCAUGGGUUUUGGCCACCCCGAUGGACGUGGUGAAGGCCCGCCUGCAAAUGGACGGGGUGAAGCAGGCAGAGUAUCGCGGGAUCUUGGACUGCAUCCUGGCCAGUGCCCGUCAGGAAGGCUGGCAGGUUUUCUUCAAAGGUCUCUCUCUGAAUGCUCUCCGGGCUUUCCCCGUCAAUGCUGUCACCUUCUUGAGUUACGAGCAUCUCCUUAAGCUGCUCUGCUGAACAUUGGGGAGCGACGUGUCGGGCGAUACCUGGGACCGUGUCUCUCCCUCCCUGCCUCUUGUCCCACCUCCUUUAGGUGGUGGUUCCCCUGUCACAUGCUGGGCCUUCUCCGUGGUGGCUCCUCUCCUGCUGGUGGCUUCAAAGUCUUGCGGCACGGACCUUCAUGAGGGACUCCUGGCAGACUGGAGCUGCGGUGCUGUACCCGGAGACACCAGAGAGAGCCCUCAAGGACUACGGUUGAUUUUGAAUGAACUCUUUAUCUGUGGAACAGCCAGGAGUCUCUGGUUGGCGAAUUUUUGAGGCUGACUUUUCGUUUGUUUCCAUAAAUGGAUAAAAUUUAAAAGAGCUGUAACCAUUUCCUCAUUGCGUGGGCAAGUGGAAGUAGCUCCGAUGUGUCCUGGCAGUCAUCCAGCCUGUUGUUUGGUGCUUCCCAAAUGGAAAAAGGUACUGGUCAUGCUUUGGAGAUGUUUUUUGCACAAAAUGGGGAGAGCACAAAAUGUGCACGCACAGUUACGAGAUGGGGAAUACACAGCUCAGUUACACAACGAAUGAGAAGGAUCUUGGGAUUGUUGUAGAUCGAAACCUGGAGAUGAGCCAGGAGUGUGAUGCAGCAGCAAAAAAGGCCAAUGUGAUUUUAGGCUGCAUUAACAGAUGUAUAGUCUCCAAAUCCCAUGAGGUACCAGUCUCCCUCUAUUCAGCACUCCUUUGGCCUCAUUUAGAGUCCUGUGUCCAGCUCUGGACACCACACUUGAAGACUUGGG
Pogona vitticeps (central bearded dragon) is the source of this 1700-nucleotide messenger RNA. Lineage: Eukaryota; Metazoa; Chordata; Lepidosauria; Squamata; Agamidae. The record is from RefSeq and is a predicted model, not a curated record.